CACUCUGUGAGUACACCACGAGUACAGAAGCACAUUUUUAGACAAAUACAGGUGUGUACCGGUGGUAAAAGGAAGUCAAAGUGAAGCCGUGUACUGAUGAUCCUCAGGUCGAGGUGCUGAGCUGCCACAGUGACGACGAGCAUUAAACGGCCCGAAAAUCUACAGCGACACUAAAGACAAAGAAGAGCAACAUGAUGAACAACCUGAGAGAUCAGCGAGCAAGUUUUCCCCCGAAGAGUUAUCUGCAGCGUGCCGGCGCUGCAGCAUCGGCAUCUGCAUCCCAGCUCAACAUUGUGCUAUUUGGAAAGAGUGCGAAAGAAAAGUCAACAAUGAGUUACUUCAUCACAGGAAAAAAGGAUCUUUCAUUUCAGAAAAGAGCGGUCACUCAUGGCGAGUGGAACAGAAAGUCACUGACAGUCGUGAAAACGGUGGACGUCUUCAGCUUCCCCAUGGAACAAGUGAAGCAUGAGAUGAAGAAAUGUGUCGCAUCCUGCCCACCUGGGCCAAAUAUUCUCCUGCUCUUGUUGAGUCCUUCAGACUUCAGUGAGGCCGACAGACAAAGGUUGCUCAACAUCCUGGGAUUUUUUGGUCAAAGCGUCUUUAACUUUUCCAUGGUCAUCACAAUACGCAACGGGAAGACGUAUAAUUCUUCAGUCAACCAAAUCAUCCAAGACUGCAAGCAAAGGCACCACGACAUUGAUCUCGACAAAGAAAUUCUCCAUGAUUCUGAGCAUAGAGAAUUAAUGGAAAAAAUCGAGCUGAUGAUGAUUGAAAACGGGGGAGGACAUCUAAACUGUACUGACGGUGAAGGUCCUGUGAAGUCAGCACCUGCAUUCUCCAAACUGCCAAUGACACUGGUGCUUUGUGGGAGGUUCAAAUCAUGGAAGACUUUAGCCGCCAAAGAUUUAGGAGAAGAAAAUAUUGGUCCAACGGCUAACUCGACAGAAUGUAUUAAAGUUCAGGGGGAGGUGUACGGUCGCUGGGUGUCUUUGGUCGAGCUGCCACCUUUGUACAGAAAACCUGAGCUGGAACUAAAGGAAGAGUCAUUCAUAAGUAUUUCCCUGCGUGACCCCAGCGGUAUACGCGCAUUCAUUAUGGUCAUACCUAUGGGUCCCCUCAGUUAUGAAGACAAAAAAGAGUUACAGAUCAUCCAGAACACAUUCAGGUUCCGACUCAAUGACUUCAACAUGAUUCUGUUUACUGUGCAGUCAGACCUCGCGGCUCCGGAGGUGGUGAGUUUUCAGAAUGAGCCCUUCACCCAGGAGCUGUGUGACACCUGUGAAGGUAGAUUCUUGUUCCUGAACAUCAACGACAAGCAGCAGGCCUCUCGUGUCUUACAGGAUGUGGACGUGAUAAGAAGCCGCAACUUAUACGCGUCUGUCAUCCCUCAAAUAAAAAAGGUCCUGCUGACUGAGCCUCCGAGUAAAGAAUGCCUUCGGAUAGUGCUGGUCGGGAAGACGGGCAGUGGGAAGAGCGCCACCGGAAAUACGAUUUUGGGCAAAAAUCACUUCUAUUCUGAAACAACGGCAAACUCUGUGACCAUGGCUUGCCAGAAACAAACAGGAGAGAUCAACGGACAAACCGUUAUUGUGGUCGACACCCCCGGUUUGUUUGACACAAAGAAGUCCAACGAACAAGUUAGAGAAGAACUGGUAAAAUGCAUUAGUAUGAUAGCUCCUGGUCCUCACGUCUUCUUACUGGUGCUGAUGAUCGGCCGUUUUACCCAAGAGGAAAAAGAGACUGUUGACUUGAUCAAGGAUUUCUUUGGCAAAAAAUCAGAAGACUUCAUCAUUAUUCUCUUCACCAGAGGUGACGAGCUUCAUACCAAAAGCAUUGAUGACUACAUACAAGAGAGCGACGACUUAAAAGAUAUGAUCGUUAACUGCGGGAUGAGAUAUCACGUCUUUAAUAACAAAUCCACAAACCGGGCUCAAGUCAGCGACCUUCUGGACAAAGUUAAUGCAAUGGUGAAGAAAAAUGGUGGCAGCCCCUACAUCAACGAGAUGUUCCAGGAGGCGGAGGAAGCCAUACAAAAACAAACGCAAAGGAUCCUGGAAACCGAUGACGAGAUAACAGAGAAGAGGGAAGUGUAUGAACAGAUUAAGAACUUUUUCCAACAAAAAGAAAAAGCAGAAAGAGAAGCAGCAGCCAUAUUCAGUGAAAAGGAGGAAAACAUUAAGAAGGAGCAAGAGAAGACGAAGAGAGAGGAGCAAAAAAGACGAGAAGAGGAAGAAAUCAAGAACAAACAGCAAGAGAUGGCGCGGCUGCUGUGGCAAAGGAAACUGGAGGAUAUCGAGAACCAAAUGAGAUCCAGUUUGACGGAAAAUCCGGCAGCCAGAGAAAACUGAAGAAGAAUAAAGAUGAGACCCAAAAAGAAUACGAAGCGUGGGAAAGGGAACAGAAGCAAUGGUGGGAGAACCGAAGGCAAGAGAACGAGAAGCUACGACAGAAACUCGAGGUACUCUGCGAUGAAUAUGAGCGGGAAAAGGAAACCAAUGAA
Molecule: messenger RNA, 2500 nt
Organism: Thalassophryne amazonica
Lineage: Eukaryota; Metazoa; Chordata; Actinopteri; Batrachoidiformes; Batrachoididae
Product: GTPase IMAP family member 8-like
Molecular function (GO): GTP binding
Source: RefSeq, a predicted model, not a curated record